AUGCCUUCUGCACGACCCGGUAGUCUAAAAGAUCCCGAAAUAGCCGAUUUAUUUAAUAAACAUGAUCCGGAGAAAAUAUUCGAGGAUUUACGGGAGAUCGGUCAUGGAUCGUUUGGGGCCGUGUACUACGCCCGAUGUAAUCUCACCAAAGAAAUUGUGGCCAUCAAGAAGAUGUCCUAUGCCGGGAAACAAAGUUUAGAGAAAUGGCAGGACAUUUUAAAAGAAAUUCGAUUCCUCCGUCAAUUGAACCAUCCGAACACGAUCGAAUACAAAGGUUGUUACCUCCGAGAGAACACAGCAUGGCUCGUUAUGGAAUAUUGUGUUGGAUCCGCAUCGGAUAUCAUCGAAGUGCACAAGAUGCCUCUCCACGAAGAAGAGAUAUCAGCAAUCUGUAAUGGCGUUCUUGGCGGAUUGAGUUAUCUACAUAGUUUGGGAAGGAUACAUCGUGAUAUCAAGGCCGGAAAUAUUUUAUUAACGGAACUUGGCAUUGUGAAAUUGGCUGAUUUUGGUAGUGCUGCUAUUAAAUGUCCAGCUAAUAGUUUCGUCGGAACGCCUUACUGGAUGGCUCCUGAAGUGAUUUUAGCGAUGGAUGAAGGGCAAUAUGAUGGUAAAGUUGAUGUUUGGUCGUUGGGUAUUACAUGCAUAGAACUAGCUGAAAGGAAACCGCCAUAUUUCAAUAUGAAUGCCAUGUCCGCUCUUUAUCAUAUCGCUCAAAAUGAUUCACCCUCAUUGCAGGCGGAAGAGUGGUCUGACAUAUUUCGAAACUUUGUCGAUUCAUGCUUAAAGAAAUCACCGGUUGAUCGACCAACAUCCACAAAACUUUUAACUCACGCGUAUAUCACUCGACCGCGACCAAAUACUGUUCUAAUUGAACUGAUAGCACGUACUAAAGCGGCCGUAAGGGAAUUGGAUAAUUUAAAUUAUAGGAAAAUGAAAAAAAUUCUAAUGGUUGAUAACUGCGAGACUGAAAGUGCAAUGGGUGAUGCUGAUGACACACCAGACGAACAAGCGGGCGGAGACAGUAGUAAGAGUAACAGUAUAACGUCGGAGCAUUCUAUACAUUCGGUUGGUGUAUCAGCGGCCAGUAGUCAAGUAAGUUCUUCAUCGAAUUCAAUACCACAUGGAAUGGGUGGUCCUCAUCAUACCAGCGGCUAUCAUCAAGGUGGCGCCAUAUCAAGAAACUCCUCACGUCUUCGUAACUUACCACCACUGCCUAACAUCCCGCACAUGAAUAAUAAUAUAACUCCAACGAAUUCCACAUCGGCAAUUGCUAUGGUUUCGGGACAAAAUGCGAUCAUGCAAAAUCCUGGAGGUUUUGCCCCCUCACCGUCUGGUUAUCCACAUCAAAAUCAUGCAACACAACAGGCCAUUUCGAAUGCUGUUUCGGAGCAUGGAACUAACAACUUUGCCACCAUACGAACGACAAGUAUUGUUACGAAGCAGCAAAAGGAACAUAUGCAGGAAGAAAUGCAUGAACAAAUGUCUGGUUACAAGCGAAUGCGACGCGAGCAUCAAGCGGCGCUCCUUAAACUAGAAGAAAAAUGUAAAGUAGAAAUGGAAGGCCAUAAGGCAGCACUGGAUAAGGAAUAUGAUAUGCUUUUGCAUAAUUUCACCAGGGAAUUGGAAAAGCUUAAUGCUAAACACCAACAAGAGUUAGAACGUCGUGUUAAGCAGAAUAAUGCAGCCGAGAAGAAACUGUUCAAGGAGAUUUCCUUGAAACAAGAAGGUGAUAGGAAGGCAUUCGAUAUGAAUCGCAAGAAGGAAUACAAAGCCAACAAAGAGCGUUGGAAACGUGAAUUAUCCAUGGAUGAAUCGACACCAAAACGGCAACGUGAUUUAACGUUGCAAUCGCAGAAGGAUAACUUGAAGCAGGCCGAGGCGCAAGAAGAGCAACGUUUGCUUCGGGUGCAGAAACAGUAUAUCGAUUUGGAAAUGAGAAAGUUCAAGAGGAAAAGAAUGAUAAUGUUGCAUGAGUUGGAGAAUCAACUGCUGAGAGAUGAAUUGAGUAAGAAGCAACAGCAGUUGGAACUCGCACAUGGAAUGCUCCUGAAACAUCACGAAAAGACUCAAGAAUUAGAGUAUAGGCAGCAGAAAAGUGUACAUAACUUAAGGGAAGAACAGAUAUUAAAACAACAUAACACCGAGUUGCAGAAUCAAAGAGAUUAUAUGGUAAGGGCUGAGAAAGAGUUGCUCAGGAAGCAUGCCCUUGAAUUAAGACAGCAGCCAAAGAGCUUGAAGCAAAAGGAAUUGCAAAUACGUAAACAAUUCCGUGAGACAUGUAAAAUCCAAACUCGACAAUAUAAGGCAUUGAAAGCGCAAAUAUUGCAAAGUACACCGAAGGAGCAACAGAAAGCUGUGAUAAAACAAUUGAAGGAGGAGAAACACCGUAAAUUGACACUGUUAGGUGAUCAGUAUGAACAAAGUAUUGCUGAUAUGCUACAGAAACAGAGUCUUCGAUUAGACGAAAGUCAAGAAGUUGAGUGCCAACGUUUGAAAGACUUGUUGCAAUAUGAGCUUGACAUUCUGAUGGCUUAUCAGAGCAAAAAUAAAAUGCAAGCGCAAGCGCAGCGUGAUAGAGAACGUAAGGAAUUAGAGGAUCGAGUUAGCGUAAGGAGAGCGUUACUUGAGAGCAAGAUGGAGGCUGAGUUACAGCAGUUCAACAAUGAGCGGGCCGAACGAAUACGGUGCAUGCAUGAGAAGCAUGAAAAAGAGCUAGAAGCUUUCGAUGAAGAGUCGGCCAGGAUGGGAUUCAGUGCCCUAGCUUUAGCAGAAGCCUCAAAAGAAACUUAUCCGGAUGAAGAGGGAAGUUUAUCCGGUUCAAUGAUCAGUCUUGCGCACAGUAAUAGCUCAACAAGUUUUCCAGCAGGUUCGCUAUAGCAGCCGAAACAUAAAUAUUAUUAUCAUGAUAGCGAUGACGAUGGCGACGACGAUGAUGAUAACGGUAACCACAACAUAAAACUAGAUACAAUCAAAUAGUUUGUGAACGGAAUGUAGGAUGUCAGCGCGUCUUCGGUGUAAUAAAAAGAAAAUGAAACUCUAGUAAUAAUAGAAUUAAUGCAAUGGCAUAAACAAAACAACAACUACAAAAUAUUAUACACAACAUACACACUUUUUUACUACUAUUACCACCAUACAUCCACAAAAAAAAAAAUAGAUAUUUAAAAUAAAAAAAAGUAUUUAUGUGAAACUGCUAAAGAAAACGACAAAACAAGAUCAAAUUAAUUUAUGCAAUUAAUUGAUUACUUACUGAGAAUAUUUUACAAUUAGGAAUGUGUUAAUAGAAAAAACAAAAGAUAAAACUCUAAGAGCGGAUAAGAUGAUAAAAAUCGAAAUGAAAGGAGUGAAACAUUAUCCAUUCCUAUGCCUUUCGAUUGCGCAGCAAUCGAUCGAUUUACGUGAGUAUACCAUUUCCCUAAGUAGAUAAUUUUCAGAUGGAGAUUUUCAAGACUCUGAAUUGAAUUUUAAUGCAAUAUGGAAGAAACCAGUACAAAUACGAUACUAUUCACAUAUGACCUAUAAAUCAUUUAUACUCUCAUCAAUAGAUUAUUUUACUCAUAGCUGGUUUCUAUCACGUUCGGCUAGUUGGGGUUGACUAUCAAAUGUUGAUUGAGUUUUUUUGGGGAUGAUGCCUGGGACAUGAUAAAGAUAUCUUUCUCUACUCAGAGCGCAGUCUAUGCGGAUUCUUAAGAUAUUGCCAUGGAUGUUACGUAAGUAUUGAGUUUUUCUUCUAAGCAAUUUUAUGGCGCGUUUUGAUGGCCAGCUAUCCAUAUAGGGCAAGGUUAUCACUUUAAACUCAAAGAUCUUAUUAAAAGGAGAAUUAAGCAUGAAUUGUCAGAGGAUAGUGAAAUGUUUGUGUGUUUCUAUGACUAUAUCUUUGGUGAUGCUUUUCGUCACCCAACUAUAGAAUAUUCUAAAUUGUUUACAGAACCUCAUAGUCGAACAUUGCAAGAAAAACAGUAUUUGCACUCAAAUAAAACACAAUACCGCGAUAAUUUUUGUAUGUAAUUAGGUAAAUUAUCCUCUUUAGAUUUGUAACAUUUUAAUCUUAGUUGCUUCUAAUCAAUGAGGGGAAAUAGCACGUAAAUCGAUGGACUAUUGCAUAUAAAUAGACAUACAGCAUCCCAUAUAUAAAUUAACUAUAUAUAAUUUAGAUAUAAAUUAAAUUAAUUAAAAAAAAAAUUAAAAAAAGAAACAAAAUGGAAGCAGCGAUAUUUGUAUAAUUUUCUACCUUCUCAUGCUUUAUAAAUAAAAACGAUUGAAAGAUGAAUUACAAAACGAUAAACAGAAAAAUACGCAGUAGUCAGCAAACUGUAAUAGAUUGUUUUAAUGAAGUAGGAAAAAAACCAUCAAAAGUAAUAUGAAAAAAAAAGAGAAAGUAAAGAUCAAUUCGUAACUGCAAAUAAAAGAAUUUAAUCAAUUUUAAAUAAUUAUAAUUAUUAAAAUAUAAUGUAUUAAAUAGCUAAUAAUUUUUUAGAUAUUUAUUAUUAUUACAAUAAUAUGUAAAGUGUAAGAAAAACGACUACAAGAAAAGUAUGAAAUAAUACAAAAUAAAAACACAUUUAAUAAUAGACUAUUAAUCUAGCUGUUAUAAAAAGUAACCAAAAGGACAAAAAACACAAAAAUGUCACGAGAUUGUUCGUUUUUAGUACUCAUAGUGAUGAUUCUUUUUUUUUCUGUUCAUUUUUGUUCCAUAAUGCCACUCCCUCCCUUUGCUUUCUUUACUUUCUAGUAUUGCACCCGCAACAUUAAAUCAACAAAGUGUAAA
This is a messenger RNA of Hermetia illucens (black soldier fly), 4765 nucleotides long. It is a transcript of the gene Tao, whose product is annotated as serine/threonine-protein kinase Tao. NCBI's taxonomy places the organism in Eukaryota, Metazoa, Arthropoda, Insecta, Diptera, Stratiomyidae. Gene Ontology annotation, biological process: protein phosphorylation. The transcript has 12 exons. Bases 1 to 2877 code for a protein of 958 amino acids. The record is from RefSeq and is a predicted model, not a curated record. Gene Ontology annotation, molecular function: protein kinase activity; ATP binding.